Messenger RNA from Exophiala bonariae, 1413 nucleotides. RefSeq lists its product as uncharacterized. NCBI's taxonomy places the organism in Eukaryota, Fungi, Ascomycota, Eurotiomycetes, Chaetothyriales, Herpotrichiellaceae. Gene Ontology annotation, biological process: DNA-templated transcription. Gene Ontology annotation, molecular function: DNA binding; zinc ion binding. Bases 1 to 1413 code for a protein of 470 amino acids. The transcript has a single exon. The record is from RefSeq and is a predicted model, not a curated record.
AUGCAUACAAUUUCGCAUACAGCGACUUCUGAUACACCUCAAGGAAACACCGCACUGUCUGGCUGUUCAGACAUAGGUGUUGAUGCUGAACAAUCAAUUAAUUCCAGAACUCCCGCUUCCACCACGAGAGACGUUGAGCAUGCUUUCGAGGGUGACAGUUCUGUCAGAGCUCACGUCGCUUUUGCAGGUUCAUUCGCAAGGCAGGCUAUCGAGAAGAGCUCUCUCGGUGAAGCCGGUUCCAGAGUCAAUGAUGCUCUUUCAGCAUUACACCAGAUUCUGACAAUUCGCAGACCAGUCAAGGACGAUAACUCCCAUGAUCAAGGUGCGACGGGUAUUGCAGAUCCGAGAGCUAUGCCAAUGCCCCCUCUAGAUGUGACCCUUCAAUUACUCCGUGAACUCAGGCAAAGGUUGCCUCCGACUUUUGAGCUAAUCUGUGCCGUUACAAGCAUCGAAUACUUCACGGAACAAUGCCGCAAAGUCUACUUCGCAACAGAAGAGUUCACAAAGGCGACGUUCAUCAUCGUCAAUGUUGGACUGUUUUUCAUCUUCCAAGGUGAGAUCAUUGAAGCAAGUAAAUCUGGUGAUGGCGAGAGAGUGGCCAACCUGCGAAGCUAUUGCAAAAUCUGCCAGCAGAAUAUCAAGGCAACCUUGCAAAGUCUGAGUCUAUUACUCCCUGCUCGGAAAGAAAAUGUAAUAGCACUGGUUUUGGGUGCUAGUUAUGCUGUUGAGACCUCGGACCCGUCGCAAGCAUGGUUUUUGAAUUCAACAGCGUGUCAGCUCUGCAUCAGCCUUGGCUAUCAGCGAGAUGCAUUGCUACCUGGAGAGGACGAGCACACAAAAAGCAUUCGGGCAACGCUGUUCUGGAUUGUCUACAUUCUCGAUAGAGCCUUAGCCCUACGACUUGGUCGCCCAGCUGUCCUGCAGGAUUAUGAAAUCACGCUGAAUCGCACUUUGCAAAAUCUGGGAGAAUUCGAAAUCCACCGCGAAACCAUCCAAUGCUGGUUGGCACAGGCCGGAGUACAAGGUCAAAUAUAUGAGGAGCUUUACAGUCCAGCCGCGUUGAGAGGUUCAACAGAGCACCGCUCACUAUCCGCACGUGGCUGUGCCAAUAUUCUUCAAGCUGAACGAUUGAAACUGAAACAUCGAAUUCAACGACUGGAGCUUGAUACCACUAGCCCGGGGGGCGAGGUGGAAUUGGCUUUGAUAAGAUCAGAUGAGCUUGCCAACCUGUCAGUGCUCACUCUCGUCUAUCGAGCACUUCCGCCAGACCUGUCCGAGGUAACACCACAAUGCUCUAGAAUUUUUGCAGCAGAGUGCAUUGAAACGGCGAGAAAAGCGAUACAUGCGCACCUCAGCCAUGUACGUAGCCUUGGAACGAACACAGAUUUGCUUACAACAUACAUGCACUGGUAA